GCCACUCGCGUCGCUGGCGCGCCCCCGUCCGCGCCGUCCCGUCCCGUACUGCCCCGUGUCACCGCCCCGUGUCACCGCCCCGUGUCACCGCCCCGUGUCACCGCCCCGUGUCACCGCCCCGUGUCACUGCCCCGUGUCACCGCCCCGUGUCACCGCCCGUGUCACCGCCCGUGUCACCGCCCGUGUCACCGCCGUUCCGUGAGUUGAGCCAUGAAGGAGACUCCCGAACAAACGGACACGGUGCCUUCGGGCUGCCCUUUCACCGGCUUCGGCUCGUCCAAGUACCAUCCGAUGAACAGGAAGUUCAUGAAGCUGAAGAACUAUCAGAACGGUCAGGAGUUUGUCGACACACUCUGCAACCAGGCCCAUGAGGACACGCCGUGUCAGCCGAAGCACUGCGGGGGCAGUGUGAUGUUCCCUCGCUCUCCGGAGCACCAGGACCGACCUCGUGGCACUCCUCGCUCCCAGGAGGUGCUCCUGCAGGAGGCCAAGGAGUUCAUCGACGGCUACUACCGGUCCAUGAACAGGCCGCCGAGUGGGUUUCACCAGGCGCGCUGGGAGCAGAUCCAGGCCGAGGUCGCCAAGACGGGCACCUACCAGCUGACCACGCAGGAGCUGACCUACGGCGCCAAGAUGGCCUGGAGGAACGCUUACCGCUGCAUCGGCCGCAUCCAGUGGAACAAGCUCACGCUGUUUGACGCGCGCUCGGUCACCACUGCUGGUCAGAUGUUCGACGCCAUCUGCAACCACAUCAAGUACACCACCAACAAGGGAAAUCUCAGGUCGGCCAUCACGGUGUUCCCUCAGCGCACGGACGGCAAGCACGACUACCGCGUGUGGAACAUGCAGCUGGUCUCGUACGCCGGAUACCGCAACGAGGACGGCACCAUCACCGGCGACCCGGCCAACGUCGAGUUCACUGAGGUGUGCCAGAAGCUCGGCUGGAAGAGCCCCAAGGGGCGGUUCGACAUCCUGCCGAUCGUGGUGUCUGCUGGCGGACAGGACCCGGAGUUCUUCGAUAUACCCGAAGAUGUCAUCCUUCGCAUUCACAUCUCUCACCCCAAGUACCCGUGGUUCAAGGACAUGGGUCUGCAGUGGUACGCGCUGCCGGCGGUCUCCGGCAUGAUGUUCGACUGCGGAGGCAUCGAGUUCUGCGCGUGCCCCUUCAGCGGCUGGUACAUGAGCACCGAGGUGGCGGCGCGUGACCUCUGUGACCCGCAGCGCUACAACAUGCUCGAGCCCAUCGCCAAGAACAUGGGACUGGAUACCUCCAACUACCGAAACCUGUGGAAGGACCAGGCACUGGUGGAGGCUAACCUGGCUGUCCUCCACAGCUACCAGGAGGCGAACGUGACGAUUGUGGACCACCACACGGCGGCCGACUCGUUCAUGAAGUUCAUGGAGAACGAGCAGCGUCUGCGCGGCGGCUGCCCGGCCGACUGGGUGUGGAUCGUGCCACCCAUGUCCGGAUCGGUCACCCCCGUCUUCCACCAGGAGAUGUCGCGCUACAUCGUCAAGCCGACCUACUCGUAUCAGGUGCAAGCAUGGAAGACCCACAACUGGAAGAAGCGCGAUGGCAGCGAGGCGGUGCGAAAGCAGCAGCGCAAGUUCCAUUUCAAGGAGAUCGCGGGCGCUGUCCAGUUUGCGUCUCAGCUGUUCGGGGAGGCACUCUCCCGCCGUGUCAAGGCCACCAUCCUGUACGCCACGGAGACGGGCAAGUCAGAGACGUACGCCAACAUGCUCGGCCAGGUCUUCAGCCACGCCUUCAACGCCCAGGUGAUGUGUAUGGACGACUACGACAUCGUCGACCUCGAGCACGAGGGCCUGCUGCUCGUGGUGACCUCCACAUUCGGAAACGGAGACGCCCCGGAGAACGGAGAGAUAUUCUUCAAGGCGCUGCAAAACAUGGCAGAGGAGUACCACCUGAUGAUGUCGUCCACCAAUACGCUGGACAGCGUGCCCGACAUCAAGAAACCCUUCAACCCCGCGCAGAGGAUCGUGCCGGUGGGUCAGUUCGCCCGCUCCCAAUCGACCCCCAAGGGUAUGUCGGUCACCGAGCCACUCUCCAAGGCCGUGCAGAACAUGAGCGUGCCGAACACGCCGGACCGCACCGGACAGAACGGAGACUGGCAGCGCUGGCCGUCCGUCUACAGCGAGGCGCCCGCCGGCAGUCUGGCCAACGUCAGGUUCGCCGUGUUCGCGCUGGGCUCGAGCGCCUACCCCAAGUACUGUCAGUUCGGAAAGGACGUCGAUAGCCUGCUGGGCCACCUCUCCGGGGAGAGGAUCGAGCCCGUCGCCUGCGGAGACGAACUCAACGGACAGGAGCAGAGCUUCAAGGAGUGGGCCGCCGACGUCUUCAAGGCCGCGUGCGACGCCUUCUGCCUGGAGAGUGACUCGGUGAUGGCCCGUGCCACGGAGCGUCUCAACUCGGACAAGGCUGCCAGCCCGGACGCAGUGCGUCUGAUGCAGACACACACUGCCGAUGAUCUGGUGCCGGGCCUGGGCCGCUGUCACGGCCGUCAGCUGAUCUCCUGCACGGCCAAACACGCGAGAAUGGUGCACGAGAAGGACACCGGUCGCAGCACCAUCAACGUGUCAGUGACCUCUGGUGGUAACCCGUCGAAGCUCAAGUUCAAGCCAGGCGACCACCUGGCGGUGUUCCCGAGGAACCGCCAGGAGAUUGUGAACGCGAUCCGCCGGCGCCUGAUCCGCUGUCCAGAGGGACCCGUCGAGCUCCAGGUCAUGAGGAAGGUCACCACCCCGCUUGGCGUCGACAAGCGCUGGGAGGCGCACCAGCGUCUGCCCCGCACCACUGUCACCGAUAUGCUGACCUGGUACAUGGAUGUCACCACGCCUCCCACACCCAACAUGCUGCGCAUGAUGGCUGCAAUGGCCACCGAUGAGAACGAGCAGACCAAGCUCAAACUGCUUGCCACGAACGGCGAGGCGUACGAGGAGUGGAAGUUCACCAACUGGCCGAACCUGGCCGAGACGCUGGCAGAGUUCCCGUCGAUCGAGGCCGACGGACCGUUCAUCCUCUGCAACCUGCCGCUCAUGCAGGCCAGGGCGUACAGUAUCUCGUCUGCCCCCGACUACCGCCCGGACGAGGUGCAGCUGACGGUCGCCGUCGUUCAGUACCACACUCGGGGCGGCCAGGGCCCUCUUCACUACGGUGUGUGCUCCAACUACCUCAACGAAAUCGAGGAGGGCGAUCGGAUCAUCUGCUACUUCAGAAACGCUCCGUCGUUCCACAUGCCUGAGAACAAGUCGGACCCGAUCAUGAUGAUCGGACCGGGCACUGGUGUGGCUCCGUUCCGCUCCUUCUGGGAGCAGCGGCACCACGAGAAGAGACGCGCGCCUGAGGGCACCAAGUUCGGCCCGAUGACGCUGUUCUUCGGCGGACGGAGCCGCGCGAUGGAUCUGUAUGCCGAGGAGAAGAAGGACAUGAUGCAGGACGGGGUGCUCACCAAGUGUCACCUGGCCCUCUCCAGGCAGCCAGGUGUACCCAAGACGUACGUGCAGGAUCAGCUGAUGGAGCAGCAUGAGGACGUGCUGGAGUGCCUGACGAACCCCAACGGCCACAUCUACGUCUGCGGCGACUGCACCAUGGCCCACGACGUCUACCUGACGCUGGAGAAGAUGCUUUACACCAAGGCUGGCAUGGAGCCAGAGCAGGCUAAACUGUACAUGGAGAAAAUGAGGGAUUCCAACCACUACCACGAGGACAUUUUCGGCAUCACCCUGCGAACUGCCGAGGUCACCGACAAAACCCGGGCGCUCAUCAGCAAGAAGGCCUCGAUGGACAAAGACACGGGCGCCGACCGUCUUCCCAAGUAUCGUCGCGACUCCAUCGGAGUCCUGUAAGACGGCCGGCAGACAGCUGGCUGACCUUGACCCGGGCGGGGUCACGGCGGGGUCACGGCUCAGAGAGCGGUGAUUGGUGGAGCAGCAGUGACAGUGACCGGACGGGUUCGGCCGAAGGUCGCACCGUGGAAAUACUGGGCUGAUCAUGUGAGGUGGUUUGGGUAGCCGUACAGUGCAGCAGCAACGACAACAUCGAGUUGAGCCCCAUAUGACUACCGGUCAUACCCAGGAGGGUCUCGAAAACACCCAACGAAUUGCAGUAUUGUUUAACCUAAGGCCAGCAGUGCGAGUGGUUUCUUUAUCGUAGUUUAGCAACUUGUCAGUGACGUGUGUAUGCGCAAAGCUCUCUGAUCUUCCAUCACGUUUUGUGUUAUGGAAGUGAAAUAAUCCCGAAAAUAACCAACGGUUAUCCAGGUUUGGUGUAGUUAUGGCCAGUAGAAAUGGUGGCGUGGCUGCCACUCGCAGCAAUUUUACUAAUAUCGCGCAAAUGAUCAUGUAUCGUGAUUUAUUCAUGCUAAUGUGCCACGUUGCGAAUUGUGCGAUCAUAUUAUUGUAGUUAGUUUAAUAUGUAGAUAAGCCAUUGGUACUUUGUUUAACCAUGUUAACUUUGUCUGAGAUUACCUAAAAGAGCAUGUAGGUAGAGUAGUCGGUGACAGGGGCGCCUUUUUCUCUCUUUUUUUGUGCGCGUUUUUCCUGGGUUUCUGAACGUAUCACAUUGUAGAUCCAAUUUUUAUGUAAGCACCCACCUCGUAUGUUCUCGCGCAUUCAUUACUCAUCUAAAAUAUUGAAAAGUUUAGAGUUAGCUUUGGACAGAAGUAGACGUGAACGCAAUGUAGCAAUUAAACUUAACAUUUAACAAACAGCGUGUUUUAUUCAUACGAGGUCAGAACUAUACGCGAACCACGCUACACAAAAAUUAUAAAUUGAUGCGUGUUUUCUCGGAGUGCGAGCUGAUUAGAGAGACGUUUAUACAAGCAGAGAGUUGAUCGUAGGUAGAAUAAUAUCAGCUAUAGUGAAUUAACAUCCGCAUAUGGGCUAUGUAUACAGGCUACCUAUGUAGGCAAGAGCAUAUUGUAAACAAAUUAAUUGUGAUUAGUUAUUUCGCUACGGGAAGUAGUAAUCAGGAAAAUGUACGACUACAUUACAUCUCUUAUAAAAUACAACAUCCCAGUCCCAAUCCUCACCACUACCGUGGUCGGACGAGUGGGCGCGGUGCGGGGCAGCCUUGCAGUGCCGCCGGGGUCGUGGAGCGUUACCGGGCUUGGGCGGUCCGGUCGAUCGACGAUCACUUUGACAUGUUUUGCAACAUAAAUAUUUUUUAUUCCGUUCUUCUUGUUCCAUUGUGUUUCAUCAUUAUUAUUGUUGCUAAAAUCGUUAAGUACUUCUCGUUUAGCAAGCGGCGCCAUGAUUUAAGUGCGUAGCACUUUUGCGCCAAUUGCAUACUUUAUUUGUUAUAUUCAUCUGUUUGUUAUUGAAUAAAUGGUCUCUCUCUC
Molecule: messenger RNA, 5357 nt
Organism: Amphibalanus amphitrite
Lineage: Eukaryota; Metazoa; Arthropoda; Thecostraca; Balanomorpha; Balanidae
Product: nitric oxide synthase-like protein
Exons: 25
Coding region: 211-3864 (1217 amino acids)
Biological process (GO): nitric oxide biosynthetic process
Molecular function (GO): flavin adenine dinucleotide binding; nitric-oxide synthase activity; FMN binding
Source: RefSeq, a predicted model, not a curated record